Molecule: messenger RNA, 2984 nt
Organism: Lutzomyia longipalpis
Lineage: Eukaryota; Metazoa; Arthropoda; Insecta; Diptera; Psychodidae
Gene: LKRSDH
Product: alpha-aminoadipic semialdehyde synthase, mitochondrial
Exons: 7
Coding region: 105-2912 (935 amino acids)
Cellular component (GO): cytoplasm
Molecular function (GO): saccharopine dehydrogenase activity
Source: RefSeq, a predicted model, not a curated record
CCCGGGGAAGUUCAGUUGCGUCUGAGUAUUCCAAGUGAAAAGAUACAGAAGAAGAAAAAAAAAUUUCCUUCCUGAGCAUAAAGCUGUAAAAGUGAUCUGUAAAGAUGUUUCUGCAUUUGAGAAGCUUCAAUCUAUUUGCCACGAGCUUCUCGCGUCGCUUCAAGCAUACGGGCAAAGUGCUGGCGAUUCGACGUGAAGAUCAAUCUGUGUGGGAGCGAAGGGCUCCUUUUAAUCCCGGCCAUGUGAGACGUCUCACAAAGAAGGGUGUUAAAGUUAUUGUGCAACCAUCAAAUAGGCGAGCAUACCCAAUGCAGUCCUAUAUAAGCGCGGGGGCUGUUGUACAGGAGGACAUCAGUGAAGCAUCCGUGAUUUUUGGCGUUAAGCAGGUGCCUGUAGAUCAGCUAAUUCCCUCUAAAACUUACUGCAUCUUCUCACACACGAUCAAGGCGCAGGAAACAAAUAUGCCUCUACUUGAUGCCAUCCUGGAGAAGAACAUUCGUCUACUCGACUAUGAGAAGAUCAUGGAUGAGAAUGGACAGAGACUUGUGGCAUUCGGAAAGUAUGCUGGUGUAGCGGGAAUGGUGAAUAUUCUACAUGGAUUGGGGCUGCGCCUCCUAGCUUUGGGGCAUCAUACGCCCUUUAUGCACGUAGGACCGGCCCACAACUACCGCAACUCAUCAAUGGCCCGCCAAGCAAUUCGCGAUUGUGGCUACGAAAUCUCUCUGGGUAUGAUGCCAAACUCCAUUGGUCCAUUGACCUUUGUCUUCUCCGGGUCAGGGAAUGUCUCUCAGGGGGCACAAGAAGUCUUUGCUGAGCUCCCCAUUGAGUACGUACCACCGGAAAUGCUUCAAAAGGUCUCAGAGCAUGGAAACGACCUUUUUGCAGAUCAAAAUAAACUGUAUGGCUGUGAGGUGAGUCGAUCGGAUCAUUUGGAGCGACGUGAGGGUGGUGGAUUUGAUCCGCAGGAGUACGAUCAAUACCCCGAGAGGUAUAUCUCAACAUUUAGCCAAAAGAUUGCUCCGUAUGCAUCGGUGAUUGUCAAUGGAAUCUACUGGGCGGUUGGUAGUCCCAAAUUGAUGACCAUUCCGGAUGCAAAGAAUCUCCUGCGACCCGCCAAUACACCAUGGUUACCCACGAGUAAAGGUGCUCCGGCUCUACCGCAUCGGAUGCUGGCCAUCUGUGACAUCUCAGCCGAUCCUGGUGGCUCCAUUGAGUUCAUGAAUGAGUGCACAACCAUCGACACCCCAUUCUGCCUCUACGAUGCAGACAGGAAUAAGGAUACGAAGAGCUUCAAGGGACCCGGUGUACUUGUUUGCUCCAUUGACAACAUGCCAACGCAACUUCCGCGCGAAUCAACUGACUUCUUCGGGGAUUUACUCUAUCCAUUCGCCAUGAACAUCCUCCAGAGUGAUGCCAAUAAGCCUCUUGAGGCACACAGCUUCUCCCCACCAGUUUACGGGGCCCUAAUCACGAGCAAUGGAAAAUUAACACCCAACUACGAAUACAUUAGUGAACUGCGUGAGAGUAGUAGAUCACGUCAUAAGAGCGAGUGUUCCAUGGAAGGGAAGAAGAGUGUCCUCGUAUUGGGUGCAGGAUUUGUCUCUGCCCCACUCGUUGAGUACCUUCAUCGCGAUGGAAAGCUCAGUAUUAAGGUGUGUUCGCACAUAAAGGAGGAGAGUGAUCGUCUGGCACAGCGUUAUCCAGGUGUCGAUAGUCUGUACCUUGAUGUUCACGACAAUAAGGAUCAUCUUGCGGAGUUGUGUGCUGACAGUGAUCUCGUGGUCUCCCUCCUGCCAUACUCCCUCCAUGGUCUUGUUGCCAGGCACUGUGUUCGUGGGAAUACUCAUCUCGUCACGGCGAGUUAUGUCAAUGAUGAAGUUCAUGCAUUGGAUGAAGAGGCAAAGGCUGCUGGAGUAACGUUGAUGAAUGAAGUGGGACUUGAUCCGGGAAUUGAUCAUUUCCUGGCACUGGAUUGCAUCCACAAUGCACAACAACAGGGUGGUGUCAUUGAAUCCUUUGUCAGCUACUGUGGUGGCCUUCCAGCACCUGAACACUCCGACAACCCGUUGCGCUACAAAUUUUCCUGGUCACCUCGUGGAGCUCUCCUGAACACCCUCUCAGCUGCCAAAUACCUCAGCAAAGGACAAGUUGUUGAGAUUUCUGGUGGUGGUGAUCUCAUGUCUACACCACGAGAAUUAACUUUCUUGCCCGGGUUUGCAUUGGAAGGCUUCCCAAAUAGGGAUUCCGUAAAGUAUUCCAAUCUCUAUGGGUUGGGUAAUCAGGUGCAUACAUGCCUACGAGGUACAAUUCGCUACAAGGGUUUCUCGGAAUGCAUUAAGGAGAUGCAACUUCUGGGAUUGAUUGAUACUGAGCCACAUGCAAUGCUCCAUCCCAAUGGGCCAGAUAUUACAUGGAGGGAACUCAUUGUGAACCUCCUCGGUUUGGCAGAUUCGAGUAUUUUCUAUGAGAAUCUGAAGCAGAAAUUAGCCGAUAGGGUGGGCAGUAGUGCUGGAAUUGAGCAAUUGGGCCUCCUAGAGGAUAUUCCAGUGCAUAAAAUGAACACACCUUUGGACACACUGAGUCACUAUCUCUCCAAUAAGUUGGCAUUUAAGGAUUCCGAAAGGGAUCUCGUGAUCCUUCGUCAUGAAGUUGGUAUUCGCUGGAAUGAUGGCCGGCGUGAGGAGCGUGGCAUUAAUUUUGUCGUCUAUGGGGAGCCAUUUAAGACCGAAGGGCAUUCCGCUAUGGCCCUAACAGUUGGAUUCCCCGCUGCAAUUGCUGCCAAGAUGAUCCUCGAUGGGGAAAUUCAGCAACGUGGUGUUGUCCUUCCCUUCACUCCCGAUAUCUACCGCACAAUCCUUACGAGGCUAGAGGCCGAAGGACUUUCAGCAACAGAAACUAGCCAAUUUCUCUGACUUUUCCCUACCCUACCGCGCAUGUCACCUCCGCAAUAUUUAACAUAAACCUACCUUUUUAAAGUAAAUUAA